Cryphonectria parasitica EP155 is the source of this 2631-nucleotide messenger RNA. RefSeq lists its product as uncharacterized. Gene Ontology annotation, biological process: nucleoside metabolic process. Bases 1 to 2631 code for a protein of 876 amino acids. Lineage: Eukaryota; Fungi; Ascomycota; Sordariomycetes; Diaporthales; Cryphonectriaceae. Gene Ontology annotation, molecular function: protein binding; catalytic activity. The record is from RefSeq and is a predicted model, not a curated record. The transcript is spliced from 7 exons.
AUGCAAUCGCUGAAAGUGGUGGCAGGACCUCAAGGCGACUGGUACGGGCCAUUUCGCCUUGGAAAAUACGGCACCGUGUUUGCGGCGACGACCGCAUGGAGCAUGAUCAGCUCUCUUCCACACCUUCGGUUCGGCCUCAUGGUUGGUAUUGGCGCCGGCAUUCCUAGGCUAGCCGACAACAUCGACAUCCGCCUCGGCGACGUUGUCGUCAGCCAGCCGACUGGAGCCAAACGAAGACUUGGAGGACCUCGAGUACGCAGCAUCCUAGACGAUAUGCUCCAACGCCAUCCGCUGUUGGCAGAAGCAGAACCAGAUGACGCUGCGUUUGUUCACCAAGGGGCGCAAAACGACCGGCUAUUCGAAGCAUCCUCAGUACAUGUUCAAAUCCCGGACCGGCAAAGCGCAGUUUCACUAUGCCUCAUUGCUUCCGGCAACUCGGUCGUAAAGGACGAUGUUUCUCGGGACGACAUAGUACGACGACUUGGGGACAAGUGCAUUUGCUUUGAGAUGGAGGCAGCUGGUCUGAUGGAUAAUUUCCCCUGCCUCGUGAUCAGAGGAAUCUGCGACUAUGCAGACACCCACAAGAACGAUCGCUGGCAGAACUAUUCCGCAGCAACAGCCGCCGCUUUGGCAAAGGAACUACUGGAAGUUAUCGACGGCGAUGAUGUAGAAGGAGCCUCAAGAGUCGAUGAAAUCAUGGAGCAGUUAUGUGAGGAUGUUUCCCAAAUCCGAUCAACCACAAAAGACAUACAACAGGACCUACAUUUCCAGGAAGUCAUGAAGUGGCUGUCCCCGCCGGAUCCAUCAACAAAUAACAACAAGGCCUUGCAACAACGCCAUGAAGGCACAGGUCAGUGGUUCCUUGACAGCCAAGAAUACUCAAAAUGGAAAACAACGCAAAAGUCCUCUCUAUGGCUUUACGGUAUCCCCGGCUGUGGGAAGACAAUCUUGAGUUCCAUCGUCGUCAAGGACCUCCGUAACACUGAGCCUUAUGCCAAAAGCUUUAUCUACUUCUAUUUCGACUUCAUCGACACUAGCAAGCAGUCGCUUGAAAAGGCAAUUCGGUCACUGAUCGCUCAGCUGUACUGCAACAGCCAGAAUGUUCAAGCGCCUCUGAACUCACUGUACUCCUCUUGCAAAAGUCCUUCACGACAGCCGAGUAUCGACAUGCUGAGCACAACCUUUGAGGCCAUGAUUCAACAGAUCGGAGAAGUAUGGAUCGUCCUGGAUGCACUCGACGAAUGCCAGACGAGAACAGGCCCAAGGGACGAAGGAUUGCUACGUUGGAUUAAAAGCAUUCUACACUCACCACGAUUAAACGUCCACUUUCUUGUCACAAGUCGCCCUGAACACGAUAUUAAAUCAGCAUUAGAAAGAUUUGUCGACGGUCAGAUCAUUCUCCAGAGCGACCUUGUUACGGAAGAUAUACGUGCGUAUGUUCAUGGAACAGUGAGAAACUACGAAGGAUUUAAUCGGUGGCGAUCAUAUAAAUCAAUCCAAAAUGAGAUCGAAAGCCAUCUGAGGGAGAAAGCUAACGGAAUGUUUCUCUGGGUUUCAUGCCAACUCGAAGCUCUCGAAAAAUGUCCCGAUCCCCUCAGUCUUCGCCAAACGCUGCAAUCGCUACCAAGGACGCUGGACGAGACGUACGCGCGGGUUCUAAGCAGAAUCCCGCCCGAAUUCGAGCAGAAUGCGAUACGAAUAUUACAGUUUCUUGCCUUUUCCGAACGGCCACUGCGGGUUGAAGAGGCUGUCGACGUAAUUGCUGUGGUCACCAGAAAUAAGCCCCGAUUUGACGCCAAAAACAGAAUGCCACAAGCAGACGAAAUCUCCAUCUACUGCUCAAGUCUAGUGGCUGUUGUUACUCGAGGUGAAGAUGGAGAGAACGGAGUGAAGGAGCUUCAGCUCGCGCAUUUCUCGGUGAAGGAAUACCUUGUAUCCGACCGACUACAACAGAAUAUAUCCAGAACCUUUAUGGAGGCACAGGCUAGAGCUUCUAUUACAGAGGUUUGCCUUGCGUACCUCUUGGAGCUGGACCAUAGCCUUUCUUUAGUAAGGAUCAGACAAUCAUACCCACUCGCACAAUAUGCUGCGCGUUACUGGAUGAGCCAUGCUGUUCAAGCUGAUACCAGUAAAGUUCAUGAUCUAAUUAGAGAGUUUUGCUUAGAUGAGAACUCCCCUCAACCAUGCUACAGUCUCUACAACCCAGAUGAACCGUGGGAAGAAGAACUAGAAAGUUCUCAGACAGACGAGACUGUAGUACUGUACUAUGUAGCAUGUGGAGGGAUCGUGUCUGCGGUAGAAGACGUCUUAAAGAAUGGAGCAGAUAUCAACGCUCGGGUGGCAGCUAGGAGUGGUCGUGAGGCUGUGGUCAAGAUGCUUCUCGACACAGGGAAGGUCAAUAUCGAUUCCGAAGAUAUCUCUACUGGAACGCCGCUGUUAUGUGCAGCUGCGUAUGGUUAUGAGGCAGUCGUUAAGAUACUCCUCGACACAGGCAAGGUCGAUAUCGAUUCGAAAGAUACCUCCGGCCGAACACCACUAUCGUGGGCAGCUUCAUUUGGUAUUAAGGCUAUUAUCAAAAUGCUUAUUGAAACAGAGAGGGCAGACAUUAACUCUAGCGACAACACUGGCUGA